Messenger RNA from Psammomys obesus (fat sand rat), 2663 nucleotides. RefSeq names its product nudix hydrolase 13 (gene Nudt13). The transcript has 9 exons. The record is from RefSeq and is a predicted model, not a curated record. Gene Ontology annotation, molecular function: metal ion binding; hydrolase activity. Bases 161 to 1219 code for a protein of 352 amino acids. NCBI's taxonomy places the organism in Eukaryota, Metazoa, Chordata, Mammalia, Rodentia, Muridae.
CCCAGAGUGCAUCUUUAGGAGGAUUCUGGGAGAGUGGCGGAAGUAGCAGUCCCACCGGGAAGGGACGAGAGAAACCUUUUGAACUUGAACGUUUGGAACUUCUAGGGUUUGGCAGACCUUUGGGAUAGAAGGCAUCUCAGAAAGAACUCAGAACCCAACAAUGUCUCUGUAUUGUGGAACAUUUUUCAGGAGGAAAUCUUUUUGGUGCUAUAGGCUGCUGUCAACCUAUGUCACUAAGACACGAUAUUUAUUUGAACUGAAGGAAGAUGAUGAGGCCUGCAGGAGAGCUCAGCAGACAGGAGCGUUUUACCUCUUUCAUGACCUGGAUCCUUUGCUACAGGCAUCAGGACACCGAUACCUGGUCCCCCGGCUUAGCCGAGCAGAGUUGGAAGGGCUGCUGGGUAAGUUUGGACAAGAUUCACAAAGAAUAGAAGAUUCAGUGCUGAUUGGAUGCUCCAGCCAGCGGGAAGCGUGGUUUGCUUUAGAUCUAGGUCUGAGUGGUACCUCCUUCAUUGGCGCCUCCUUGCCAAAAUCUGAAAUGGAGGCAGAGCUCAGAGGUUCUUUCAUCAAGCUGAGGCAGGCUGUUUUCCAGCUGGACUCCAUGGAUUCCUCCUUGCUGUUCACGGCUCAGGCUCUUCUCCGCUGGCAUGAUGGUCACCAGUUCUGCAGCAAAAGUGGGCGGCCCACCAAGAAGAACAUGGCAGGCAGCAAGCGAGUGUGCCCUUCUAAUAAGAUCAUCUACUACCCACAGAUGGCCCCUGUGGUGAUCACACUGGUGUCAGAUGGGGCCCGGUGCCUGCUCGCCCGCCAAAGCUCCUUUCCCAAGGGAUUGUAUUCUGCCCUGGCAGGAUUCUGUGAUAUAGGUGAAAAUGUGGAAGAGGCUGUCCAGCGAGAAGUUGCAGAAGAAGUGGGCCUGGAAGUGGAAAACAUACAGUACUUCGAGUCCCAGCACUGGCCCUUUCCCAAUAGCUCACUCAUGAUUGCUUGUCAUGCAACCGUGAAACCAGGGCAUACAGAGAUCCGGGUAAACGUGAGAGAACUAGAGGCAGCUGCCUGGUUUGGUCUUGAUGAGGUGGCUGCAGCUCUGAGGAGAAAGGGCUCUUUUACUCAGCAGCAGAGUGAGGCUUCCCCGCUGUUGCUGCCUCCCAAGUUAGCUAUUGCCCACCACAUGAUUAAGAAGUGGGUGGAGAAGCAGAACUGCUCUUCCAUGGCUGCUUAGCUCAAAUCAAGCUGUCUAGAUCCCUCCUGGACAUCUGGUAUGCUGAAGGGUAUACCAGAGAUCUACUGCAAAGUGAAGGUGACAUCGCCAGCUCCAGGACAGCCUCCCAAGGCAGAGGUGCUCUGAGAACUUUCCACUGCCAAAAGAGGUUCCUACUGACAGCCAAAACUAUCAGUGUAAACUGGAUUGACCUCGCUGCCAUGGAGGCUGAGGCAAGAGUAUCACUUUUGCCCAGGACAACCUGGGUAACACAUAGAUACUUGGUCUCUUAAAAACAAAACAAAAACCAAGGAUUUCAGUUGGUUGAUAAGACACUACAAUGAAAAGCUGAGGGGAGGGUACUGAUUUGUUAGGGUGUGAGCCAUUUUCUCCAAGGCUAUAGGAGCAAACAUCUAGUAGUGGCUCGUUGAUGUUGCAUUUACAGGAACUGCCAAACGUGCCCAGGGUGCUUAUCUUAAGUAUCAAAAUUAUUAACAGUUCUCAGCUCAUAUCUGAGUUGCUUCUGUCCUCAUAGAAGAAUAACAUAGUAUAUGUUUUUUUAAUUUGUGUAUAGGUAUAGUCUUUGUUAAGUUUUAUUACUUGUGUGUUUGCCUGCACUUAUGUCUCUGCACGCCUACUUCCUGUGGAGGCCAGAAGAUGCUCUGAAACUGGAGAAUGUGGAGAGCUGCCAUGUGGGUGCUGGGAACAGAACCUGAGUCCUCUUGAUGAGCAGCCACAGAGCCACCUUUUCCAGCCUCUUUGGAUAUAUUCCUAUAUGUAGUGGUUAAAUAAAAGUUUACUUUUUGGUAGUUGUUGCUGCCAGUUGAACCCAGGACUUCACACUUGGUAGGCACAUGCUCUACCGUGGAGGCAUAUCCUCGGCCCAAAAGUUAUGGUUUUGUUUUUAAGCUCCAAAAAGAUGAGGAAAGUGGGAGCAAAGGUCUUCCUCAGAGUAUUCAGCAGGCAACCAGAGGUGGUGGGUUUUGUUUGUUUGUUUUUUAAAGUAGCUAAAUCCCAGAAGGGCACAAGAUGAUUGAAGACUAUGUUGCCUUCCCAGCCUUCACAUGCUCAGUUUGUAACCCAGAGAAAAGACUAAACAUAAAACAGUACUGGGAUGUGCACACCCAGAGAGCGUUGCUUCAAUUAGAGAUUAGUGAGGAUAAGCAAGCUCCAAGCCUGAAGCUCCUGAGUCAGGAUUCCUUCCCAUAGAUAUGACCCUGACCCCCAACCCAUGGUGCUAGAGACUGGACUCAGGACCUUGUGCAUCUAGGCAAGCCUGUCACUGACCUGUAACCCAGCUCCUCUGUGUCACCUGCAUCUUGCCGCUGUAAGGGAGAUGCUUUGGAGGAAAUAAAUUUUCAUGCCUUUAUUCAGACUUUUUUUUUCUGUUCUAUGAGAAUGGGGUGGGGAUGGGAAAAAAUCUGUGUGACAGUAAAAUGUUUUAUUAAAAUUUUUUAUAUAUUAA